This is a messenger RNA of Agelaius phoeniceus (red-winged blackbird), 1390 nucleotides long. Its product is annotated as putative methyltransferase DDB_G0268948. The record is from RefSeq and is a predicted model, not a curated record. NCBI's taxonomy places the organism in Eukaryota, Metazoa, Chordata, Aves, Passeriformes, Icteridae. Gene Ontology annotation, molecular function: S-adenosylmethionine-dependent methyltransferase activity.
CCACACGGGGCCCCGGCGGGGACUGGGCAGCUCCCCCGGCCCUCCCCGAGUGUCAUCUCCCCCCGGCUCCCCUGGCUGAGCUGUGCCCAGGCCGAAGGGCCCCGCUCGCCUCCACGCGUGGUGAUGGGUUCAGUGCCCUAAAAGCCUUUGGCUGCUGGACGGGAAGGGGCAAAAAGCAGCAGGUGGUUGGGAAAGCGUGCCAGGUCACCAAGCAUGGCCACCCAGAUGUUCGAGGGCAGAGGGCAUGCGGCCAUCUACCAGAAAUACAGGUUUGCCCCGGGCAAAGAGCUGCAGCAGACCAUCCUCUCCUACCUGCGGGAAAAGAAAGCCAUCCCUGCGGAGCUGGCAGUGGAUGUUGGCUGUGGCUCUGGACAAGGCACCCACUUCCUUGGGGAGCACUUCAAGAAGGUGGUGGGCACGGACAUCAGUGAAGCACAGAUCCAGGAGGCCAAGGCCACCCCCUGCAUGCCCAACAUCUCCUACCUCGUGUGCCCGGCGGAGGAGCUGCCGUUCCAGGACGGCUCCGUGGACGUGCUGACCUCGUUCACGGCCGCGCACUGGUUCCACCUGGAGCGCUUCGCGCGCGAGGCUCAGCGCGUGCUGCGGCCCGGCGGCUGCGUGGCCGUCAGCACCUACACCCUGGACAUGAGCCUGCGCCACGGGGAGUGCUCCCAGCAGCUCACCAGAGUCUUCAGGGAGUGCUGGGAUGAGAUUUUAAAAUACUCAAAUGAUAAAGUAAAAUAUGUCUUGGAUGACUACAAAGCAAUCUUUGAGGCCUUGCCAUUCCCAGACAAGAAGAGAAUCACUGAUAUCUAUGACCCAAUUCCCAUGACUGUUGAGGGUGUGGUUGGUUACAUGGAGUCCACCUCUUCAUAUCAAACCUUUAAGAAGAAUGACCCUACAGCUGCAACAUCCCUCCUCCAAGAGACUGAAAAGAGGAUGCUGGAGACAAUGGGAGUUUCCUCUCGUGAGACCCCGGUGGAGUUCUUGGUGAGGCACGUCUGUGUGCUGGGGUGCAAGGGGUGCUGAGAGAGCAAACCCUUCUCCUGAUCUGCAGCUACCAUGGAAGGGGAAGGUGGAUUGUCUCCUAAAAUCCUGCUUGUAACUGCUCUUAUUCCUUGGGAGGAUUCCUGCUGAUUUUGCUGAUUGAAAUGUUGGUCUCCUGUGGAAAGCAGAUGGGGUUUUGUGCCCCUCAGCUUCCUUGGUCCUGCUGUCUGCCCAGCGCUGCUCCCUCAGCACUGGGAGUGUCCCCUUGUGGGUUGAUGGUUUAAUAACAUGGGGAAGAGAAUCACAGGAACAGCUGAGAAACUCACUGUUCAAUGUCUUACUCAAUUGAAACUCACUGCAUUUCUUACACAAUUAAUAAUAAUUAAAAAGCCAGCUGAGAAAA